Messenger RNA from Conger conger (European conger), 2052 nucleotides. Its product is annotated as digestive cysteine proteinase 1-like. The record is from RefSeq and is a predicted model, not a curated record. Gene Ontology annotation, cellular component: lysosome. The transcript has 11 exons. Gene Ontology annotation, biological process: immune response. NCBI's taxonomy places the organism in Eukaryota, Metazoa, Chordata, Actinopteri, Anguilliformes, Congridae. Gene Ontology annotation, molecular function: cysteine-type endopeptidase activity. The coding region runs from base 123 to 1805 and encodes 560 amino acids.
CCUUCAAUCUCAGUGUUGGCAAAGUGUGUGGCGUUUUGUAAUUUGUAAAUAGUACUCACCGUCAGGCACCUUAUCGGAGUUAAUGUGUAGUUUUUUGUCAAAUCUUAGUAACUUGAUGCUAUAUGCAAACGAUUCUAUCUAACGAUUCCUCCUCGUUCAGAAUGUGGAUCUCAAGCAUUUUAGCAGCGUUCUUUGUCUACGCUGCAGUUUCGGAAGGCACGCCCUUAACCACUACACCGGACUUUGGGAAGGCCUACCACGUUAAAGGUGUUAUCUCGCUGCCCUACGCUGAGAUCAAGGAGCCAUUUGAGGCCUGGUAUGACCUGCAGGGGAAAACAAGCCGCAUUGACUACUACCAUGGUCAGGUGUCCACUUUCCAGAAGGGGGCGGAGAAGCCGUGGGGCUCCAGCUAUAAGAUCUCCCCAGAGACUACAGAGACUGAGUUUAAUGUCAUGAAGUGUUUCCAGGUCAAUGGCACAGAGGCAGACCCAGUCCUCCCCCAGGGGGUGCUGCCAUCCCUUGAGGGGUUCAAGUUUUUGCGGAUGGAGUACUUUGGCGGCGUGCUGUGUGAGGUGUGGCAGAAUGUGACGAUAGUGGGGCACAAGAAGAACACCUACACCCUGUGGGUGACGCGUCCAGAGGGUGACAAUGAGCCCACCACGCCCUGGCACUAUGAGAUGAUGGGGUACAACACUCUGCUGGGUUCACACUACGAUAAGUACCUGGUGGACUACAGGGAAUUCAGCUCCCACGUGGACUCUAAGGCCUUUACUCUGCCUGAUGGUUUGAAAUGUGGAUCAUUUCCUGGGCCAGGAGUGGAGCAUCAGAUCCUGGCCAAUCCCAUGCAAGACCUGAUCCACACCACCUCCAAGGGUCACGCCCGCCAGUUCUUUGGACACUUCAAAGAAAAGUUCCAGCGUCGCUAUGGUGAUGAGAAGGAGCAUGAGGCGCGAGAGCAUUCCUUUGUCCACAACUUGCGUUUCAUCCACUCCAUGAACCGGGCCGGCCUCUCGUAUAGUUUGGCUGUGAAUCACCUGUCCGAUCGCUCCCAGGAGGAACUGGCUUUGCUCAGAGGCCGCAAGCGUGGAAAGUCCCCCAACAGAGGGCUCCCUUUCCCCCAGGAUCUCUAUGGCUCUGUUAUUGUCCCUGAAUAUCUGGACUGGAGGCUCUAUGGAGCAGUUACUCCAGUAAAGGACCAGGCCAUUUGUGGCUCCUGUUGGAGCUUUGCUACCACUGGGACAAUAGAGGGCGCUCUCUUCAUGAAGACUGGCUCCCUGGUGGUCCUCUCCCAGCAGAUGCUGAUGGACUGCACCUGGGGCUUCGGAAAUAACGCCUGCGAUGGAGGGGAGGAGUGGAGAGCGUACGAAUGGAUCAUCAGGCAUGGUGGCAUCGCCACUCUGGAGAGCUACGGCGCGUACAUGGGCAUGAAUGGUUUCUGCCACUACAACCAGUCGGAGAUGACCGCACGUAUCCGGAGCUACACCAAUGUGACUUCUGGUGAUGCGAAUGCCCUGAAGGUUGCACUGUUGAAACAGGGGCCUGUGGCUGUUAGCAUUGAUGCUGGGCAUCGCUCUUUCGUCUUCUACAGCAACGGCGUGUACUUUGAGCCCGCUUGUGGCAACAAGACUGAGGACCUUGACCAUGCAGUGCUUGCAGUCGGAUACGGUGUCUGGGAGGGGCAGCCUUACUGGUUGGUGAAGAACUCAUGGUCCACCUAUUGGGGAAAUGAUGGCUAUGUGCUUAUGUCCAUGAAGGACAACAACUGUGGUGUGGCCACUGAUGCCACUUACGUCACACUGGCGUGAGCAGAGCACCCUCUGCUGCUUGCUGGAACAACUGCAGAGAAUGUUUCUUUUUCGGAUGUUAAUUUGUCCAAAAAGUAUUUUGUUGCUGGUGGGGUCUAGUUUUGCCAGAGGAGUGGAGUUUAAGGAGAAUUUUGCCAUGUUUGCUGGCCACUCCCCUCAGUGCCUCACACACCACUUUCUAAAGCACUUUUAAAUGCAGUAAUGCCAUGUUUAAUUGUGAUUUAAUAAAAAUACCUUUUUCAUAAAA